Molecule: messenger RNA, 541 nt
Organism: Gamsiella multidivaricata
Lineage: Eukaryota; Fungi; Mortierellomycota; Mortierellomycetes; Mortierellales; Mortierellaceae
Exons: 1
Coding region: 101-418 (105 amino acids)
Source: RefSeq, a predicted model, not a curated record
UCGGAUAUCGCUCCCCUCCGUAAAUGCGCCUCCCUAUCCAGGGAGACUCACUCCUACAGUGAUCCUCCUGCUGUGCCCUUAAUUGCAAUCGAUCCGAGGGAUGCUUAGUCUAGUUGCCUGCCUGCAUCUACCCCACUUUGCUUAUUUAGUCCUUUGUCAGGCCACGGACCAGGCAACAAAAUACCCUUCCGGCCCCAUCGUUCAUUGGGUCACUCAGUCGCACGUUAAAAGUGUGGGGUUCCGUAUUCCCCGCGAACAAGAACAUGGUUUCUUCUUUCUCAAACAAAUGUUUCCGUCUUUAUUCUACAUAGUGUUGUCUUGUUCUGAUUCACGCUGCGCUGUUAGACCUUUUUUUUUUUUUUUUUUUUUUUUUUGGUGGCAAAAUCACCUUCCAGUCCUUUUAGUGGCAAAGACAUAGGGAGACUUGAACCCGAAUAGAAAAAUACAAGCCCACCCUUAUUGUGAAUCCAUCGAAAGAUUCUCUCGUUUCUUUUUGUCACAUUGUAUGCUUGCAUUUAUUUUGUUCUUCGAAAGGGAUUGU